CAGCUAUUUAUUACACACCGGAAGGCUUUUACAACAGUUUAUGGUUGAUGUGUAUUUUAAGAUUGAGACCCAACGGUUGGAUUAUUAUAGACUAAAACAGCUUGACCUCAGAUCUGAAACAUAUCAAGGCGUUGUUGAUAGCAUGCAUAUGGAACAAUGGAUGCAAAUCAAGAUAUUACAGACGUCACUCCCAGUACUAAAUUAUGGGGUUGCAAGGUCAUACUGAUAGAGAAGCUUAACGAGCGUCAAUCAGCCAGGGGAGUAACAUACAGGGCCAUGAUCAUGGAGGAUAGUAAAGAGGAUGUCCACUGGAUUGAAGGACAGUUGCAGGUCUUAGAAGCUGGAGACAUUACAUUCUUUAUUGGUUGCAACAGCUGCAAUAGAAAAGUGAACUACAUAGAAGGAAUCAAUUUUAAAUGCAUGCUGUGUGGUGACCCUGAAGCAAAAACAAUUAAGAGAUUCAGAAUUCUGGCCGAAAUGAAAGAUGAGCUUAGUGCUCUACAAGUCACACUCUUCACCGACACACUUGAAAAGAUUGUACGAGCACUUGAAUUGAAUACACCAAUGGAGUUCAUAAAAUGCGUGGAUUUGAACAACAGUCUUGAAUCUCAGAAGGUGACAGCUGCAGUGAAACUACCACCUCGCACCGAACAAACAUCUGCAUCGAAGACAUUCUCAGUUCAAUGCCUUUACGACCUCCGUGAUGAAAAAACAGCAAGUCCAACCCUUAAGAGAAAGCUGAAAGUGGAAGAACCCAGCCCCAAAAAACAGUGCUGAGACAUUUCAUCAUGGUAGAAGCCUUUUGGCCUUAAAUCCUGCUACAUUGGAAACCUUUUUUCAGUACAUGUGCACUGCAUUUUGUCAUGUAUACCUACCUAGCCCCUUGUUAAAAAGUUACUUAAUGCUACUAACACCCGACUAAAAGGAACAAAAUAUGUUCCAAAUUUUGUCACUCCCUCGAAUACAGUUUGUAAGUUCUA
Molecule: messenger RNA, 980 nt
Organism: Cuscuta campestris
Lineage: Eukaryota; Viridiplantae; Streptophyta; Magnoliopsida; Solanales; Convolvulaceae
Source: the annotation of a GenBank genome assembly